GUGGCGAAUGGUGGCACGAGCAAUGGCGAGUAAGACCGAGCCGAUCCGAACGGCAAGUGUAAUGUCUGAUAAGCAGUGAUGGACUUGUGUAAGGCUGUGUACGAUCGCCUUUGACAGCUCGCCGUGUUCAUUUCGCGUGUGAUCGCAGUGGAAAGGAAAAAUACGAUGUUGAGAUUGUAACCGCAGCUGGCGCAUCGAAAGAUCCGUCAAGAGCUGUGCGUGGUGUAUGCGUGCGUGCAUCGGUACCCUCUUACGUGUCCAGGAUCCGUAUCCUGUACACACGUAUACUACACACACGUAGACGCGCGAGUACAAUAUCCUGUGUCGUCCUUCGGCCGACACCACCCGCUCGGCGUCAGGACAAAAGACCAAGAGUGCCGUCGCGGGGAGGACUCGAUACAGCAGCACGUUUCUCGACUUUCGUGCGUUACCGUGACUCGAGAGAACAACAUUGUCUCUUGUUCCCGCUCUCUCUUUCUCCAUCUCCUCUCGUUCUUUCUUACACGCACUUAAUAUAGCGCGUUGUGCAUCUCAUAUACACUACGUAUAGUGUCGCUCCCCUUCCUGUGCUUUGUGCUGUGGCCCUCCCGCUCCCUCUAACAAGUUUCGCGUCGCUCUCUCGUUCCCUCUAACAAGACGCUUUUGUAUCGUUCUUUCUCUUUCUAUAACGUGUGUUUCACACAGCACCUCGAUACUCUGCUCAUAAGACCGAUACCCGUUGCUUCGCGUGCGUACGGCACAGCGAGUGUAUCCUCCGUCUCUCUCUUUCUUUUCCUCUAUCCUCCUCCCCUUCUUCACUUCCUUCAAAACUGCUGUACCUUCCUCACCUACCUACCUACCUACCUACCUAUCUACCGUUGUCUCGUUCGUACCGGGACGGUGCUCCGUCUCGUGCGGAACGUAUAGCGAGCGCCCUCUCACUCCCACCUCCAGCAGCGGCUACUCGUCUAUCUCUUUCCCCGACGUCUUGGACGUGUCGGAGAAGAAUGGAGGCGAUAGCGAAGCACGACUUCACGGCGACUGCCGAGGACGAGCUCAGCUUCCGCAGAUGUCAGAUCCUGAAGAUCUUGAAUAUGGAAGAUGACAUGAACUGGUAUAAAGCUGAACUAGACUCGAAAGAAGGACUUAUACCAAGUAAUUACAUUGAGAUGAAAAGUCACGAUUGGUACUAUGGAAGGAUAACUAGAGCUGAUGCUGAAAGAUUGUUGUUGAACAAGCAUGAAGGCGCCUUUCUGAUCAGAAUUAGUGAAAGCUCUCCUGGUGAUUUCUCCUUAUCUGUAAAGUGUUCCGAUGGUGUGCAACAUUUUAAAGUAUUAAGAGACGCACAAGGCAAGUUCUUCCUAUGGGUUGUUAAAUUCAACAGUCUCAAUGAACUGGUGGAGUACCACCGCUCAGCAUCUGUUUCUCGCUCACAGGACGUUAAGUUGCGUGACAUGGUUCCAGAAGAGUGUCUGGUACAAGCACUGUACGAUUUCACACCGCAAGAAGCCGGCGAGUUAGAGUUUCGACGAGGAGACGUUAUCACUGUCACAGAUCGCUCAGAUCAGCAUUGGUGGAAUGGAGAAAUCGGAAAUAGACGAGGGCUGUUCCCAUCUACCUAUGUGACGCCAUAUCACUCCUAGGCCUCAAAGGGCAGAGGUAGUUGUUGGGAACAACGGCCGGUUUAUCCUACUACUAUCAUCUAUAAGAUACGAGUCGCCGCGGAUUUCAUAAACAAUAUUUUACAAACCUCACCCAUCGAAUGGGCCACCAGAGUAUACUGGUGGUCUCGCCGAAAAGUCUUCUACAAGUAAACAAUCGAGUAAACGUGCGAAUUGUUCAUAUUCCAAGACCAAAAUCCUCCGAUAUUAAGAAGGAUGAAUGUCGCGUUUAUUUAAACAAAGAAAGGAAAAGAAGGUGAAAAUCUCAACACCGUCAUCGACAUCACAUCGAAACAUCUGAGAACAAUUAAUGAAGAUAUAAUGACACCUUGGGAUAUUAAGGACGUCUAUGUGAUCUAGAGAUGUCUGGCGAUGUUCGAGGAUCCUAGGAUCUCUUAAUGCUAUCCGCAAGGGUCCAAGGAUCUAUGAAUGUCGCGAAUGUCUAUGGGAUCUAAGGAUGCCUAAAAGAUGCCUAAAGGAUCUAAGGAUUCAAGCAUUUAUAGAACUUUAACGAUCUAUAAUGAUCCUUUAUCUAGAGUUAUCUAAGAGUUUACAGAUACCCACAGGGAUCUAAGGGUCUCGCGCGAUCCUCGAAUCAAACUUCGGAAUCGCGUUUGAGGAUAACCGAAUGUAUAUUAUUUCAUCUUUUGUUUUCUUGUCUCUCCCUUUUUUUUUAAUAAUUCUUUUCGACGAACUUUUCCUUUACUUACUGCGUAAAUCACGAAACGUUCUUCAUAGCCUAUUAUUGUGUAAUUAUUAAUAUUAUUAUCUUUUAUGGUUAUUAUUAUGACUAUUAAUGCGUUAUGUUACAUUUUAUUAAUAACAAUAUAUUAUAUUAAUUAUAUAUA
Odontomachus brunneus is the source of this 2488-nucleotide messenger RNA. RefSeq names its product protein enhancer of sevenless 2B (gene drk). The transcript has 6 exons. Bases 987 to 1622 code for a protein of 211 amino acids. The record is from RefSeq and is a predicted model, not a curated record. NCBI's taxonomy places the organism in Eukaryota, Metazoa, Arthropoda, Insecta, Hymenoptera, Formicidae. Gene Ontology annotation, molecular function: protein binding.